AUGCAAAGUAGAAGAAACACUAUGGAGAACCCCUUAUUAUAUUCAUCUCAAAGCCAACAUCACGGAUGGAUUCAAGUCUCAGAUAUGAGGUGUCCUCCAGGCCACUGGAUGUCAUAUGGUCACCCAUGUGCUGAACAUGCUGUGUGGAACCCCAAGUUCUGUGUGGUCACUGACUAUCAAAUGCUGCUCCUGGACAAGGAGGAGAUACACCCUCUGCUCCUGCAGGAGAAGAGGACUGACACUUGUAAAUCCAGGAAGCUGCGUCGCACCAUCAGUGUACCUGUGGAGACACGGUUCCCAGAAUUCCAAUGCCAUCUAUCAGUGAACAACAGUGAGGGCGCAAGUGGGUUUAUUGAUAGUAGAAAAAAGGAGGAGGGAUUACUACCAUUUUUUCAGAAAGUGAUAAACAAGAGCAUCUCUCUCAGUCUCUCUCUCUCUCUCUCUCUGAGUCACUUCUGGCCUCUGGGAAAUACAACUAUACUGUCUGCUUUGACUGGAGGAGUCUCUCUAAUUAUUAGACCAAAGACCAAAGAGUAUGUCUCAAGCGGGGAAAAUCAAGCUCGAGAGUUUCCUCAGAAUGUCUGA
Molecule: messenger RNA, 585 nt
Organism: Myxocyprinus asiaticus (Chinese sucker)
Lineage: Eukaryota; Metazoa; Chordata; Actinopteri; Cypriniformes; Catostomidae
Source: RefSeq, a predicted model, not a curated record